CCUUCGCCCUCGCCCUCGCGGUUCUCGCGUACGCCCGCGCCACGGCCACGGGAGGGAAAACCACCCGUGAGCCGGUGUGACGCAGCCGCGCGCGAGGCGCGACGCGAGUGUGCGUGACCCCGACCCGGCCGCGCGACGCGAGGCGAGGGAAAAGACAGGAGAGAAAAGGCGCCGCGCCGCGAGAGCCCCCGCGACCCGCAAAGCGGAAAAGCGCAGCGCGCGCGCGCGCGGCGAGACAUAUCGGCGUAUCGCGUUGGCGUCGCGGUGCAGCGCAGCGGAGGCGUUGGCUUUGGCAGUUUGGCUAGGCUGGCACCCUUCCCGUUCGUCCAAAUUCCUCUCGCCCUCCCCGACAAACCACCCUUUUUCCACCAAGCACUCCAAGCAUCCCACUCCACUCUCCGCUCCGCCACCUCCUUGCGCUGCUCUCGCUGGUACGGAGGAGGAUGCGGCGCAGGCUCCUCGCGCUGCUGCUGGUGGUGGCGGCGCUCCCGCUGCUCCCGGCGGCGAUCGCGGCAGAGUGUCCGUUGGAUUUGAGUUGGCCAAACUAUGAACUGAUGGCUUCUGUAUGCUCGGAUGAAAAUGGACACUCAAAAUGUUGCCGUUACAUCAAUGCUAUUAUUGCGGUCUCGUCUGCCAUGUAUGCAAAUACGACAGGCAUUCUUGGGGUCCCAGCCGAAAUUUCUGAUGCUUGCAUUGGCAACAUCUCUGACACAUUGGUAUCAAAGGGAAUUCUGCCUACCGCCGCUUCAUUUUGUGGCCUUGGGAUCAAAAUUCAAGUUUCCUAUCAAUGUAUUGGGAUGACUACCGUCCUCCAGAUGUUACAGUCUCCGAAUUUCAGUGAUGUCACUAGGAGCUGUGCAACUCUACUUUCAGAUGAUGUCAGUUGCAAGAGGUGCUUAAACUCUGGUCUGUCAUACCUCCGCCAUCUUGUGGGAGAACAAGAUAAUGUCACAUUGAAUACCUGCCGUGAUGCUGCCUUUGUUGCAUUUGCGAGUCAAGGGAAUAUAUCUACCGUUGAUACGGCGAGUUGCUUUUUUAGCGUCCAGGGGCUUAGUGCUCUUCAAGUGAAUAUCUCCGUGCCAUCCCCAGCUGGACUAAUUGCACCGAAUAUUGCUCCCAGUCCACUUGCAAUGCAAAUUCCUGGGGAGCAUGUUACUGGAGUGCUAUCCAAGCAUCAUCGUAGUUACAAGCUUGCACUAUUCCCUGCAAUUGGGGCUUUGGUUACAGGAUUAGCAGUUAUACUAAUGAUAGUAUUGAUUUUACUCAUCCGUAAAAAGAGUAGAGAAUUAGAGAAGAUUGAAGGAACUAACCCUCUUGAUGCGUGGAGUUCCUGUUUGAAGAAGGGCCAAGAAGGUUCUUCCACCAUUUUCGACAGAUUUACUUACAGACAAAUGAAGAAGGCAACAAGAAACUUUGGCACUGUGUUGGGAGGAGGUGAAAAGGGCACAAUAUUCAAAGGGAAACUGAGUGAUGGUUCUGUGGUUGCUAUAAGACGCAUAGAAAGCUCGCCAAAACAAGGUCAGCUGGAAUUUUGCAAAGAAAUGGAACUUCUUGGGCGGCUGCACCAUCGUCAUCUUGUUGGACUUAAAGGCUUUUGUCUAACAAGAUUUGAGAGGUUCCAGGUGUAUGAAUACAUGGAAAAUGGAAGCCUUAAGGAUCACCUUCAUUCGUCAGGUAAACGUCUUCUACCAUGGAAAAACAGGAUCCAAAUUGCCAUUGAUGUUGCAAAUGCUUUGGAGUACCUUCAUUUUUAUUGUGAUCCUCCAUUGUGCCAUGGGGACAUAAAGCCUAGCAAUGUCCUAUUGGACAGAAACUAUCUUGCCAAGCUUGCCGUUUCUGGUCUUGUACAAUGCUCAAAUGGUGAUAGUACCACCAUCAGUUCCACCCUAGUGAACGUGAAGAUCCCGGCAACUCCUGGCUACGUGGACCCUUGCUACGUGGUGAACCAGGUGGUGACGCCGAAGAGCGACGUGUACAGCUACGGCGUGCUGCUGCUGGAGCUGGUGACGGGGAAGCCCGUGGCGCAGGGCGACGACGAUGGCAACGGCGACAGCAGCAGCAGGAGCAGCAGCAAGAACCUCGUGGAAUGGUCGCGCGAGCUGAUCGGCACGGACUACCGGCUGCACGAGCUGGUCGACCCGGCGGUGGCCGACGCGUUCGACCUGGACGAGCUGCAGGUGAUGGCCGAUGUGAUCCACUGGUGCACCCACCGGGACGGCGCCGCGCGGCCGUCGAUGAAGCAGGUGCUCCGCAUCCUGUACGAGCGCCUGGACCCGCUCUCCGGCGGCCUCGCCCGCGCCGUCGCCGGCGAGGAAGGGUACUACUACGGCGGCUGGCAGAGCGGGCGGAAGGGGAAGGAGGGCGCGGAGAUGCUGGCCGGCGGCGGCGGCGACGGUGGUCGGUGCCUGCCGUCGUCGUCGAGCACGUCCAGGUCGUACUGCAGCCGCAGCGUGCUGCUUGAGUGCAACUCGCCGGAGGAGGCGCCGCCCCAGUCGUCGCCGCGCGGCUUGCCGUGACACCGUGACACGCCAUCUUUUUGUCGGUUGCAUCGACAGAUUUUGCAGGACACAACGUACAGUGAACAGUCGAAACACUGACUGAACUGAAAGAGAGAUUUUUUUUUUCGUUUUUUUUUUUUUGGUGAGAGUGAGUGAUGCAGCUGUGGCUGUCCAGCGAGGGAAUGCACACAGCACACACAGGGAUCCACCGAUCCAGACAUUCAGUGAGAUGAUGAAACUGAUGAGGCAGGGGGGGGCCCAGGUGGCGGAGUGAGAGAAGGCCGGGCACGCGUGAUGAAGAGGGCGAUGUUUGUUCAGUUCCCUAGAUGGAGUUGGUGGUUGUUCCACCUUCAUUGUUCAGUCAGCAUUGAAGAGCGUACUACGUCGGGAACAUGGGCCAUUCAAUUCGUGCAUGGAGGAUGGAUCCCUUCACUUGCCUUCCCUAGCUGCAGCCUGCAGCAGCUAGCAGCUCGAGUGGUACGCCCAUCUCGCGCGCGGGUGGUCCAUCCACCGGUGGCGCGCGGCGCCGACGCCGACGCCGACGCCGUGGGCGCGCGCGCUGCGCUGCGCUCGGAGUGGCAUUGGCACAGCACGCAGGAGGCAGGGCAGGCCAGAUCGAUCCCACCACGGCCGCGUGCGACAGUAGCAGCAGCCGUGCCAUGGGCAGGGUAACGUGACGCCCAGUGACAAUCACCGUCAAAAACAGGGCAGGGGGCAGCAAGCCGACGGCCGGCAUAGGCAGUUUGCUGACCGUGACUGCAGAGGCGUACCUGGAGGCUGGAGGAGCCAACUGAUGAUGGUACUAAGGUGGUGUUUGGUUGGAGGGACUAAAGUGGGGUUAAACUUUAGUCCCUCUCAGGACUUAUGUUUUUAUGAGAGGGACUAAAUUUAGUCCCUAGUUUCCAAACACCCCCUAAAGAGACUGGGUUUUUAUUUUUAUUUGUUCGAUCGCGUUUGUGUGAAUGUGUGAUCAGAUCGAACUUUAAAAGGAAAAAAAAAAGGAGCUCCCGUUUGCCGGUGAUGUGUCAA
Oryza sativa Japonica Group (Japanese rice) is the source of this 3527-nucleotide messenger RNA. RefSeq names its product probable receptor-like protein kinase At1g49730. The record is from RefSeq and is a predicted model, not a curated record. Gene Ontology annotation, biological process: protein phosphorylation. NCBI's taxonomy places the organism in Eukaryota, Viridiplantae, Streptophyta, Magnoliopsida, Poales, Poaceae. Gene Ontology annotation, molecular function: ATP binding; protein kinase activity.